Drosophila eugracilis is the source of this 1106-nucleotide messenger RNA. RefSeq names its product circadian clock-controlled protein daywake (gene Jhbp16). The transcript has 5 exons. The coding region runs from base 324 to 1106 and encodes 260 amino acids. Lineage: Eukaryota; Metazoa; Arthropoda; Insecta; Diptera; Drosophilidae. The record is from RefSeq and is a predicted model, not a curated record.
CUCGCCAGAUUCACGUCGCGUAUUCGGCUCAGUUAACUGUAAAGUUAUUAUUGUUUUCGAAUAUUAUUUGCGCGCCUUUGCGUACGAGUUCCAGAAUUUAAUAUUUGGCCAUAACAUACAACCAAAUUGAUCGGGACAACAAAAACCAAAAUAGCACAGAAGCUGCUCUAAAGCUCUGGAGUUGCUCAAGAAAACUAAACUUAGUAGCUAUAGAUUCCAAAAACAAAUUAAAAAGAGAUUAACGGAUCAAAAAUCAAGUUUCAAAGAGGAAGUAAAGCAAUUAACAGUGGUCAAACAGUGACUGCAAAACCCAAACCGCUACAAUGUCGCAACAGUGGCUCGCCAACUGUGCUAGGUAUUUGGUCUAUCUGGCGCUAUUUUUGCUCUUUGCCGCUCACCUUGCAAACGCCUCCAAUCAAAUCGAUGUGGAUGCGGAUCUUAAGCACAUGCUAGGACGUUGCCACGAGACGGACGAGGAUUUCAAUGAGUGCAUGCGGCAGGUGUUCAACGAUCUGAGGGCCUACUUUACGACGGGUAUACCCGACUACAACAUCAAGCCCUUUGACCCGCACCACUGUACCUAUGUGGAGCUGCGGCGAGGUGAUUCGCACGGCCUGGGCAGCUUUCGGCUGAUCUUGCGCAAUGUCUCUGAGUUUGGGUGGGCGCGAUCGGAGGUGACCAAAUUUCAUGCCGAUCCCGAGGACCAGCGUAUCGUCUACACCCAGUAUUUUCCGGAGAAGAGUUUGGAGGGAGAGUACGAGUUCGCCGCCAAGAUGCUGGGCACAGAGAUGAACCGGAAAGGCCACUGGAACCUCACCCUCUACGAUUACAGUCAAACUACUAGUGUACGUCGCAUAGGAGAACCGGGUUCGCUUAUCAAGGUCCAUGUGGAAGUAGAUCGCAUUGGUGGAAUGGAGCUGCAUAUUGAGAAUCUGCUACAGGGUCAGCCACUUAACCAAUUGGCCGAUGGAGUUAUUAACAGCAUGUGGCAGCUGGGGUUGCCCUUCAUCAAGCCAAUGAUUAACGAGUUGGUCAGCACAGCAUUCACGGAUAUUUUCAACGAAUCCUUUCGAUACUUUCCUCUCGAGAAGUUCCUCGCCACGUGA